This is a messenger RNA of Pseudophryne corroboree (corroboree frog), 1732 nucleotides long. RefSeq lists its product as uncharacterized. The transcript has 2 exons. The coding region runs from base 239 to 919 and encodes 226 amino acids. The record is from RefSeq and is a predicted model, not a curated record. NCBI's taxonomy places the organism in Eukaryota, Metazoa, Chordata, Amphibia, Anura, Myobatrachidae.
CAGAAGUGGCAUUUCUGAAAGACAUCACCACAAAAAACCUGUGGCCGAAAAGAAAGCAAGGUCGUAUGUCCCGGCCCAAAUACAGCAGGCUACCCCGCCACGAAGAUUAUCGUCCGUAUGUUCUGUCCCCCCACUCCAAAUUUUGGACACACCUCCAAGACGUCAUCCACACUCCCCUCAUCUUGAUUCUUCUAGUCCUGGGAACAGCAUCCCUCCACAACAACAGCAACACAGUGACAUGGAGGAGACAAACAUCUUAGAAAUGCAGCCAUUAAUGCAAGGAAUGAGCCCCCCAGCACCUGUGAGUACACCACCACAGCAAAGCACACCACCACCACAACACAGACCAACAACACCAGGAACACAAGGCCCUGAUCAGGUGUUUUGGUCCAUUUGGGCUAGACAGCAGGCCACUAAUGAAGAUUGCCUGCGUAAGCAGACACAAAUGUUUGCAAGCCUACCAUCUCACCUCAGAAGAAUAUCAAGAAAUCUGAGUAGACAAAAUGAACAAACAACCAGAAUAGGCAAUACCAUGGAACUCAUGCGUACAGACAUUACACAGGUCAUGGGCAACUUACAGUGCAUAAUGGAAGAACAAGACAGACAACAGCAAAGUUAUAUGAGCAUUUUUCAAAACAAUCAAAAGAUUAAUGAAAGUUUAUUCCGAAUAGUAGACAAUAAAAAUGCUGCUACACGUGAACUCAAUGCCACCCUCACUAACCUGAAUGAAACACUCAGAUGCAUGCACCAACAGCAAACAAGCAGCAGUUCUGGUACGACUACUCCAAAUAUCACGCCAGUCUCAUCACCACCAAGACGCUCCACCAGAGCACGACAACAUGACAGUGCUAAAGGCAAAGGGCAGGACAAGCAGCCACCAAAAAAAAACGUGAAAAAAAUACAAGUUAGACAUUUGUGAUAAGUAACUCAGAAUAGUUAGUAAGUGUAUUUUUGGCCAAAAAUAUAUAACACUUAGCUCCUUGACACUUUUUUCAACAUCAUUAAUUAUAAGUGGUACAAACAAAAACAUAAAAUUUGUACGCACAUUUAUUCUUUACCAAUUUUUUUUGUAUUGUAGGAGGGAAAUGUUGAUGGUAAACUGACCACUUGAUUUUUUUCUAAUCAUGACUCUUUCUAGAAUCCAAUCAUUAUCUUUCCCUGCAGACACAAUAAUUGCCAGCCAGGCAGAAUGUCUUUAGCAGGAAGUAAACUGACCACUUGAUUUUUUUCUAAUCAUUACUCUUUCUAGAUUCCAAUUAUUCUCUUUCCCUGCAGACACAAUAAUUGCCAGCCAGGCAGAAUGUCUUUAGCAGGAAGUACACUGACCACUUGAUUUUUUUCUAAUCAUUACUCUUUCUAGAUUCCAAUCAUUCUCUUUCCCUGCAGACAAUCCAAAUUACAAUGUUAUUGAUACAUAUUUUACCUUUCUUCUCUAUACAACAUUACAAGAAGAACACAAUUGAGUUGCGUAAAAAGCUUGUAAUAUGUUGGCUUUGUUUUGUUGAAAAAACAUUCACAAAAUGAAUGUCAGUAUUGUUGGUACAUGUUUGUGUGUGUUAAAAAUUAGUAAGAAUGUUUUUACACAUGAUGCUGAAACAAACAAAUAUGUACUUUUACAACAAAAAUCAAAGAAUGUGUAUAAUAAUGUAUAUGUGUGGCAAACUGUGUAUUUACUUACACAUCAUCAAGUUUACAGCAUCAAACAUUAGGAAAUAAAUUAUUCCAGAUUACA